AGUCAACCCCUAACGGGAUACUUGAUGCACAGCAGAGAGGGGGGCAUGGCUGUUGUAUUGUAUCCAGACCCGCUUCCACCCCACCCCUCGACCUCCAGCCCUUCCUCACCCAGCCAGCCACUAGCAAAUUCAUCAAACUCCGUCGAUCCCCAGAGCAAAAACAAGCAUUAAUGCAGAUAAAUCCUCUACAACAAGCUGACUGCUGUGAAGUUUCUUGUCUUCAUGAACGAUGUGGAGCCAUCAAAACCUGCAGCUCAUGUUGUGCACAGCUCUGAGUUGUGUGAGCAGCGCUGCAGGUUUGGUCCUUGUGUUUGGAUACGAGGGCAGAGAUGUGACGGUUUCCUGUCCAUAUGAUCCAGGAUAUGAGAGAUACCAGAAGUACCUGUGUAACAGCAGCUGUGGUUACAGCGAUUUUCUUAUCAGAUCAUCACAAGAAAAUACAACCAAAUACUCCGUUUACGACGACAAAACAACAAGAGUCGUCACAGUGACCAUCUCUGAUCUUCACUUUGAUGAUACUGGGAAAUAUUGGUGUGGAGUGACCAGAGCAGGAAAAGACAUCUACACUGAAGUACAGCUGGAGGUAAAAGCAGACAGAUGCUGCGACACGGUGAACAACAUCCAAGGUAACGAAGACGGUUCAGUGACCAUCAGCUGUCCGUACGACUCUCAGUCUGUCAACAAGCUGAAGUUCUUCUGCAGAGGAAACCGGCCCUCCACAUGUCUACAGCAGGCAGUGAUCACCUCUAGCAACACACAAGAUGGACGAUUCAGACUCUCUGAUGACAGGAAGUCAGGAAUAUUCACAGUGACCAUUUCCAGUCUGACCCUGAAGGAUUCUGGGUCGUAUCUUUGUGGAGUCCAGAGAAACUCAGGAUUUGAUGUUUUCACUGCUGUUGAGCUGGAGGUCAAAGAGAAAGGAGAGCAAAAUGCAAGUAGAGAAAAAGAGCUUGAGGAUCUGCCACCAAGCAUCACGACAGAAGUGUAUCAGCAUCAGAGCAGAACAGUGAAAACUAUCAUUUCUACCACACCACCAGCAUCAGAGGAACAGGCUAAAGCACCUCUGAGCAGCGCUGCAGGUUCGAUCCGUGUGUUUGGAUACGAGGGCGGAGACGUGAACGUUUCCUGCCCCUAUGAUCGGGGAUUCGAGGGUCAUCAGAAAUACCUGUGCAACCACGACUGUCGUUACGCCGACGUUCUUAUAACGACGUCGCAAGGAAGUAGUGGAAAAUACUCCAUUCACGAUGAUAAAACAACAAGAAUCUUCACAGUGACCAUCUCUGACCUUCGCCUUGAUGACGCUGGGAAAUACUGGUGUGGAGUGACAAGAAUAGGAAGAGAUAUCAGCAUUGAAAGAGAGCUGGAAGUAAAACCAGACAGAUGCUGCGACACGGUGAAUCAAACCCAAAGUACUGAGGAAGGUUCAGUGACCAUCAGCUGUCCGUACGACUCUCAGUCUGUCAACAAGCUGAAGUUCUUCUGCAGAGGAAACCGGCCCUCCACAUGUCUACAGCAGGCAGUGAUCACCUCUAGCAACACACAAGAUGGACGAUUCAGACUCUCUGAUGACAGGAAGUCAGGAAUAUUCACAGUGACCAUUUCCAGUCUGACCCUGAAGGAUUCUGGGUCGUAUCUUUGUGGAGUCCAGAGAAACUCAGGAUUUGAUGUUUUCACUGCUGUUCAGCUGGAGGUCAAAGAGUGGUGCUGUGCAAAGUCAAAGAACAUGAGUGGCGUAAUGGAGCGUAGCGUAACCUUCCAGUGCCCUUAUGCACCCCAGCAUCACAACGACACAAUGUUCCUCUGCAAGGGAGACGGAGCCAGCAACUGCACAGACAUGAUGGGCCAAAGUAGGUUUGUUCUGAGCAACGUUUCCUCCAGCUCUUUCUCUGUGACGGUCACAAAGCUGGAAGCAGGAGAUGCUGGGACGUACUGGUGUGGCUCAGGCCCCGAGGCGAAUGUUGGAAACUUCACCCGCUUUCAUCUUUCUGUAGACGCGACUCUCCACCAACUUCCACAUCCAGCUUUCUAUGCCCUGUUUGCUUUAGCUGCUGGGCUGCUGCUGAUGGUGACAUUGGUCCUAGUUAAAGUUUACAAGAACAAAUGUCACAAAACAUUGAGAGAGAGAAAAGUUUCCAGAUGAAGAAUCUGAAGCUUCGGUUUGCAGACACAUCAGCUGAUGGUUGGACGACGUGCGGAACAUCUGCAGACCAAAGUUUUGUCUGCGGGUCGAUGGGAUCAUAUAAUGUUCACUGGACUAUUUAAACUUAAAUUAAUUUGAUUCUUUUUUUUUAAGUACUCAGAUUUUAUUUUUUAGCAAUUUUUUGGGUCUUAUUUUAGAGCAAUUUUCAUACAACAGUGUGUUUGUCAGAGGUGAAAAAAGGGAAACGAGUACAAACGGCUAACCCAGCAAAGUAAAAUAAUUAUCUCACAAUGUCAAACUACGUACAACUGAGGAAAUGCAAUUGUAUCUGUAAUAAUGAAUAAAACAAGACGAGUAUAAACAGUA
Messenger RNA from Poecilia latipinna (sailfin molly), 2506 nucleotides. Its product is annotated as polymeric immunoglobulin receptor-like. Gene Ontology annotation, molecular function: transmembrane signaling receptor activity. The transcript has 11 exons. The record is from RefSeq and is a predicted model, not a curated record. Gene Ontology annotation, cellular component: plasma membrane. The coding region runs from base 230 to 2140 and encodes 636 amino acids. NCBI's taxonomy places the organism in Eukaryota, Metazoa, Chordata, Actinopteri, Cyprinodontiformes, Poeciliidae.